Molecule: messenger RNA, 1579 nt
Organism: Vigna umbellata (rice bean)
Lineage: Eukaryota; Viridiplantae; Streptophyta; Magnoliopsida; Fabales; Fabaceae
Source: RefSeq, a predicted model, not a curated record
CAGUAAAAGGAGGUUUUUUCAUCACAUUGUUACGCUUUGCUCACUCUCUCUUGUUCCUUUCUUCUUUACAAAGUUGUCAUUGGUGUCUUCGGAUCGGCGGAACUUUACCGUGCCGGCGUGACUUGACGCUGUUCGUGGCGCCUUAUUACGAUAGCGGUGACGAAGAUGAAGGUUUUCGUGAAGACUCUCAAAGGCACUCACUUCGAAAUCGAAGUGCAGCCUCAGAACACGGUUUCUGAAGUGAAGAAAAGUAUUGAAACUAUUCAGGGUGCAGAUGUCUAUCCUGCUGCCCAGCAAAUGCUAAUUCACCAAGGGAAAGUUCUGAAGGAUGCUACUACCUUGGAGGAGAAUAACGUAGCUGAAAAUAGUUUCAUUGUAAUUAUGCUAUCAAAGAGUAAGAGCACUUCUGGUGAAGGAUCUACUACUUCAGCUGCACCAUCGACCAAGACACCACAGACCAGUGCACCUCCUACUUCAACAGCGCCAGUGUCAACAGCGCCUCAAGCUCCAGCUGCAACUGAGGCACCGCCGGCAACUGUUUCUGCACCUGUAUCUACACCUUCAGUUCCACCUCCUGUUUCUAUUUCUUCAGGAACUCCUGUCAGGGAGGGGUCUGAUAUCUAUGGGCAGGCGGCAUCCAAUCUCGUUGCUGGAAGCAAUUUGGAGGGAACUAUUCAGCAAAUUAUUGACAUGGGUGGAGGGAGCUGGGACAGGGAUACUGUUGUCCGUGCUCUUCGAGCUGCCUAUAACAACCCUGAGAGAGCUGUUGAAUAUUUGUAUUCAGGUAUCCCUGAACAAGCUGAAGCUCCACUUGUAGCCAGAGCGCCUGCAGGUGCUCAACCCGCAAAUCCUCCUGCCGCUGCUGCUCCACAAACAGCACAACCUGCUCCGGUUACCUCAACUGGGCCUAAUGCUAAUCCUUUAGACCUUUUUCCGCAGGGACUUCCCAAUGUGGGUUCUGGUGCUGCUGGUGCUGGCUCAUUGGAUUUUCUACGCAACAGUCAACAAUUCCAAGCCUUGCGGGCUAUGGUGCAGGCUAAUCCACAAAUAUUACAGCCUAUGCUACAGGAACUCGGCAAACAAAAUCCUCAUCUUAUGAGGUUGAUUCGAGAUCAUCAAGCUGAUUUCCUUCGCCUGAUAAAUGAACCUGUGGAAGGUGGCGAAGGGAAUAUAUUGGGGCAGCUGGCUGGUGGCAUGCCUCAAGCAGUGACUGUCACUCCUGAGGAGCGCCAAGCUAUUGAACGUCUUGAAGCAAUGGGUUUUGAUCGUGCGAUCGUAUUGGAGGUGUACUUCGCUUGUAACAAAAAUGAGGAAUUGGCUGCCAACUACCUUUUAGAUCACAUGCACGAGUUCGAUGAACAAUAGAUCUCGUUUCCAAUUUGCCAAAUUAUUUCUUUUCAACUUUUUCUCUCAAUGGGUCUUUGUUACACUCCAUGUUUAAUGAGUUCAUGUUUGAUAAUGACAAUCUCAAGUGGAUAAGUUUUAGCCUCUCCUUUAUUAUUGCCCUUGUAUUUAUCAUUUCCUCCCUGUCCCUCGAGAUUUUUAGUAUUCAUAUACAUAGUUGUUUGCCCCCAUCUUA